Molecule: messenger RNA, 2704 nt
Organism: Nylanderia fulva
Lineage: Eukaryota; Metazoa; Arthropoda; Insecta; Hymenoptera; Formicidae
Product: obg-like ATPase 1
Cellular component (GO): cytoplasm
Molecular function (GO): ATP hydrolysis activity; GTP binding; ATP binding
Source: RefSeq, a predicted model, not a curated record
ACAGAUCUAUGGUUGAAACCGUGACGUCGUACAUCCGUGCCGUGCUUCUCUCCUCUCUCGUGUUGUUCGAUACGUGGUGUGCUGCGAUAUUUAUUAUUGGUGCGAGACAACGUGUACACACAAAAACAUACGAGUAGGGUUGAGUGAUGGAAUUUCCGAGGCAUUUCCUAGACGUCAGACUUAAGAACGGCGAACGAUAUUAAUUUUAUAAUUCGAGGUUCGCCGAGAGCUUUCCGAGGCUUUUCGCGAUUCGACGACGGCCUCGAGGGUUGAAUCUCUCGAUCGGAGUAACGUGGUGCGGCGCACCUUCUCCGAGGUCGCCCAUUAACCGCGUGUCUAGCGAUCCGCAAAAGCGAGACGACAUUGUAAAUGGGGAGGGACGGUCACGCCGCGGCGCCAAGGCGGCUCUUCUUCUUCGGGUAGCAUCGCGGGCGAAACGCUUCUCCGAGAGAAAGAGAGAGAGAGAGAGAGACGCUUCUCCAUUAUCGUAAUUUGCAAAUUUCCCCAGGACCGCGAUGAAAAACGACGAGAGGCGCCGUGGUUUCACCGUUGAAACGCUCGAUGAAGGGAAGGAAAAAAGAGAGGGAGGAGGAGGUCCAGAAGAGCGCUAGGGGUGGAAAGAAAGGAGAGGACGACGAAGUGCUCGGAGUGAAAAAAGGCGGAGGAGACAGAAAGAAGAGAGAGAGAGAGAAGAAACAUAGGAACCACAAAGACGGUGGCGGAUUGGCGGCCUCGGGCGCGGUUGCGGAUUCUCGGCGUGAUGCCGGUGAUUCGCGGCUUUGGUGCCCAGUAAUCCUCCUGGCCGUAUUUCCUCCUCCCGCGCAGCCUCUUCCUCCUCCUCGUCGUCUUUGAUGCGGCGCGGCCCCAGCAUGGCUCCGAAGAAGGCCGAGGAACCUGAGCGGAAACCGCUGAUCGGGCGCGUUGGCACUAACUUGAAAAUGGGCAUAGUCGGUAUACCGAAUGUAGGAAAAUCAACGUUCUUCAACGUUCUCACCAAGAGCCAGGCAGCGGCUGAGAAUUUUCCUUUCUGCACCAUCGAUCCUAAUGAAAGUCGUGUUCCGGUACCCGAUACGAGGUUCGAUUAUCUCAGCGAAUAUUUCAAGCCGGCUAGUAAAGUUCCGGCCUUCUUGCACGUGAUGGACAUUGCUGGAUUAGUGAAGGGUGCCGCCGAAGGACAAGGCUUAGGAAAUAGCUUUCUUUCGCACAUUGGAGCUUGCGAUGGCAUAUUUCAUCUUUGUCGUGCCUUUGAGGAUGACGAUGUCACACACGUGGAGGGUGAUGUUAAUCCUGUGAGAGAUCUCGAUAUUAUUAGCGAGGAGUUACGAUUAAAAGACGUCGAAUUCUUGAAUGUGCAUCUCGAAAAGCUCGGAAAGCUUGUAGUUCGUGGUAAUGACAAGAAGCUGAAACCUGAAUAUGAAACGCUUCUGAAGGUGAAGGGCGUCCUAGCAGACGAGAUGAAACACAUCAGGUUCGCCGAUUGGAGUGCUAAUGAUAUCGAGGUACUGAACAAAUAUUUGUUUCUUACGUCAAAACCAAUUCUAUAUUUGGUGAAUCUAUCGGAAAAAGAUUACAUACGCAAAAAGAACAAAUGGUUAAUCAAGAUAAAAGAAUGGGUUGACAAAAAUGAUCCGGGCGCGGUAUUAAUCCCUUUCAGCGGCAGCUUCGAAAAUAAGAUUUUAGACAUGGAUGACGCGGAACGCGCAAAAUACUUCGAGGAACAGAAAGUCACCAGUGCACUUGACAAAAUUAUUGUACAAGGAUACAAGGCGUUACAAUUACAAUAUUUCUUCACGGCUGGCCAUGAUGAAGUUAAGGCAUGGACAAUUCAAAAAGGCACAAGAGCACCUCAAGCUGCUGGAAAAAUACAUACAGACUUCGAGAAAGGAUUUAUUAUGGCGGAAGUGAUGAAAUUUGACGAUUUCAAAAACGAAGGAUCGGAAGCUGCAGUGAAGGCUGCCGGAAAAUACAGACAACAAGGACGUAGUUACGUAGUCGAAGACGGCGAUAUUAUUUUCUUUAAAUUCAACGCAGGUGCCGGAUUAAAAGAUGCGAAAAAGAAGUGAUGGCACGCGUUUCUCAUGUUGUUGCUCGUCCAUCUGUACAUCAACAUGAUUCUGUUAUCUUGGUGCACGCAACAUCCUCGUGUCAAUUAAGUCAACUCGUUCUCCCUGACUUUUUCAUUCAUGUAUACAUAUUAAUGCGAUGAUAAUGAUUAAUUAUUUUUAUAUUCUAUACAAAAUCAUAUACAGAAUUAACGGGUGCGUGCUCACAAAUGAUGUAAGUUGGAAUAAUAUUCAGUGUUUUUCUUGUUCAAAAUUAUGCACGUAAAACAAUAUUCACGAAUAUUGUGACCCUUUUGCAACAAACGAUGAAGAAGAAAGAAAAAAAAUUGCAUUUUCACGUUCAUUACUAUGUACAUAAUUAGCAGACUUGCUAAGUUGCAUUCUGCACUUCUUAUCUUUGAUGUGAAAAUGCGCGAAUGUGAGAGAAAAAAGGAAUGAAAAAGAACGGGAACGACAUGUACGUAAAACAUUUCUUUGUAAUCUUCUGUAUUUAUUCGAUAUAUUAAACUUAGAUUGACAUAAAACAUAAAAAUAUUAUAAUUUAUCUUAUAAGUUUACCAAUUGGUAAAUUCGUAAGUUAAAUUAUUAUUUUUCUUUUGAAUAAGACAAGUUUUGAACACAUUUUUGUGAACAUAAUUAUA